Messenger RNA from Cephus cinctus (wheat stem sawfly), 2479 nucleotides. Its product is annotated as gustatory and odorant receptor 22. The transcript is spliced from 9 exons. NCBI's taxonomy places the organism in Eukaryota, Metazoa, Arthropoda, Insecta, Hymenoptera, Cephidae. Gene Ontology annotation, biological process: sensory perception of taste. Bases 1420 to 2412 code for a protein of 330 amino acids. The record is from RefSeq and is a predicted model, not a curated record. Gene Ontology annotation, cellular component: membrane.
AUAUCGCGACGAAACAUUCUUUUGACUAGUUCAAUCUCGCUCGCUGCUGCGUAUUGUUCGGCUAUACUCGGCUCGGCUCGGCUCGGCUGUAUUCGGCGAAGCUCGUAAUUCCCGAUCGCAUAUAACCGUACGUAAAACUUAUUAGUAUGAAUGGCGCCGAUAGACACCCAAGGCGCUUCCUUCCUUUUCGAAACACAUAAUUACACGGUUCCACGUUGUUUUUGGUGAACACACGGACGCGUUCACAAUCUCGCGCACAAGUAUAUAUUAACCGAUUGGUACGAGUGUUCGUAAAGUGAUCACGAAGUGCCUCAUGAACGCCCUGACGCGGUCCUGUUUCGCCAUGCGCCAUAUGCCGGUCCUGCUGCGAGGCCUCUUACACAACCCAAGUUCUCUUGCGAGCACAUUUUAAACCAUUCGACAUACUUAACCAAAAGUAUAGGCUGCGUCCACACCAAAAAACAGGAAGACGAAACACCGUAUGAUACAGCAAACGUAACAUAACCUCCUUUUAACCUUGUGCUUCUUCGCGUCUUCUUUUCGUUAAUCGCACUCGCUCAAGCGUCUACGCAGCAUCAAAACACGUCCUGACGUCUUUGACAUUGUGAAAUCGAGAUUGAUUCUGUGGAAGGCAACAGAAUGAAGAUGUCAGUUCAAUUUUAAAAUUUCAAUAGUGCCUCCGCGAAGAUCGGAUAAAAGCAUUGGGACUCUUAAUGACGUACGAUGCUGAGCAGGUGCUCUUCUUUGCUGGUUUCUCGAACGGUUUCGGAAAACGUUGUGAACCCGGCUUAAGUCUCGAAGCAUAAGUGUUUGGUUUACGAGGGUGUUGGUGGCUGGGCAUCUGUCGAGGAACACGCGAAAACAUCAGCUGUGCGGCCUGCAAGGCUGGUCGGCUGGAUGGGCUGCUUGGUUGGAUGACUGACUGGUUGACUGGCUGGUAAGGCACACCCUGAAACAACCAAAAGCUUACAGCAGUGUAAAUCCGACACAUGGGAACGCUUGUUCUGUGGUUUUCAGUUCCUAAUGUCGAAUGAUAAUUGCCAGUGAAAUCUAAUACGUGUACUGGGACGUCUUUAAAGGGCCCUACAAGGUCAUCAGCCCUGAGCUUCAGGCCCUGUGAGAACCAUAUGAAAGCUGAUCCAAGAUUGGAUCCAUUGGGGUCUCAUCCUACACACGCCCGUCUACCUUCGUACCUUGAAUAGGGUACACGUGAUGGUACAUACGCAUUCACGGACGCCUGCCAGCGCCCGAGCAUACUUGUAGCACCGAGAGGAGGAAGGAUGUGGUCAAGAAGACGGGCGAAGCAGGUGACGCCGCCGUCGUGCCAAUAUUACGCAAGACACUGUGGGAAAUAACGGCUCCAUAUGUUCCAAAGGUAUUUUCAAAAUUAACUGGAUCUCUUUCGAAAUCUUGUGGACGAUGCUGUUUUACAUUUUGAGUAUGUGCAGCACUGGCUAUACUCUUAUGCUGAGGUUUCGAUUUUUCAAUAAUCCUGAUUUACCGUUCGACGACUAUCUAUUCAAUUUAAUAUUUAUAUGCGUCGCGGCGGCACAUUGGAUUCUGCUCAGUGCUGCUCUACUGUCCGCCAAAAGAAUAGCCGAAUACUUAUCCACGUGGAAUGAAUUUCAGAGACAUUAUCAUUCGGUCACGAGACGCAGGAUACAACUUAAUUUCAAAAAGCGCGCCACAAUUCUACUAAUGGCUACCAUUAUACAUGGCAUUAUUCAUCCGCUAAUACAAGUACUACUAUUGGGCACCUUUACCUUCUCCGAAGCGACGUCCUACGAAUACAUUAUAUUCCUCCAGGGCUACCUGUCCGUAUUCUGGGAGUCACAGUGCAGAUCAAUAAUAAUGACAGCUCGUGGAUUACGUGAAUCUAUGAAAAAGGAACUGACGACCAAUCCUUUGACGAUAAGAGUCGAGCAGUAUCGAAUACUGUGGCAACAUAUCAGUGACGUAAUAAACAAAUUUUCUCGUGCAAGUCAUAUUAUUUUUGGCUGCUACAGCAUGUGUCUCUACACUAUCGUGAUGGUUUCUGGUUAUUGUCUUUUAUCUCACCUGCUCAGCGAACGCGAACAAAUAUUUAGUAACAAGUUGGGCGGCUAUUUGGUCGCCAUUUUAUUCCAUGCGAUGAAUUUAUUCGUACUGUGUUACUGUAGCCAUCAAAUGCGUCGCGAGGUUGUCGAAUUCGUUGUCGAGGAUUUGACGGAAUUAAAGGUCCAUCGAUUAAAAUUUAAUCAGCAAAAGGAAGUGUUCCUCUUUCUCGGUAGUAUCAGCAUGAAUGAUCCAAGGUUGAUUUUACUGGGUAAUCACACAAUUGGAAUGUCCACCAUUAGUAAUUACGUAUCCACGUGGGCGAUGUAUUACCUUGUUUUACUUCAGUUUAAAGUCACUCUUCCCCGUGACAGUUAACUGUUGAAGCUUAAUAAAGGAAAACACUCCACUUAAUACACUGCAAAGAAAUUUAUAUAUUUUCGGU